This is a messenger RNA of Erinaceus europaeus (western European hedgehog), 1997 nucleotides long. It is a transcript of the gene BMP4, whose product is annotated as bone morphogenetic protein 4. Gene Ontology annotation, cellular component: extracellular region. Lineage: Eukaryota; Metazoa; Chordata; Mammalia; Eulipotyphla; Erinaceidae. The record is from RefSeq and is a predicted model, not a curated record. The coding region runs from base 466 to 1695 and encodes 409 amino acids. Gene Ontology annotation, molecular function: cytokine activity; growth factor activity; BMP receptor binding. The transcript has 4 exons. Gene Ontology annotation, biological process: BMP signaling pathway; SMAD protein signal transduction; negative regulation of apoptotic process.
ACGAAGAAGGUGGAAGGGAAGAAAGAAAGAGACACAGGGAAAGAGGAGGAAGAAGAUGCAAGAAGGCAGAAGAGGAGGGAGAAAGGGAGGGAAGCAGAGCCGAGCCCAGCUGGGGAGCUAGGUGAGUUUGGCAUCCGAGCCUUAGGACCGAGCUUGAGACUCUGCUGCUGCCACUCGGGGCUGAUUACCUCCCCUCCCUCCCUGAUGGGAUUCCCGUCCGCGCCGUCUCGAGCCUACAGCGCCCCAGCCUUCGGCCCUCGCCCAGGUUCACUGUUGCGGUUCAGAGGUCCCCGGGAGCUGCUGCAGGCGAGCCCGCUACGGCAGGGACGGAUGGAGCCAUUCUGUAGUGCCAUCCAGAGCCAAGCACUGCCGCAGCUCCUCUGAGCCUUUCCCGCAAGUCUGUUCAAGAUUGGCUGUUAAGAAUCAUGGACUGUUAUUAUAUGCCUUGUUUUCUGUCAAGACACCAUGAUUCCUGGUAACCGAAUGCUGAUGGUCGUUUUAUUAUGCCAAGUCCUGCUAGGAGGCGCGAGCCAUGCUAGUUUGAUACCUGAGACCGGGAAGAAAAAAGUCGCCGAGAUUCAGGGCCACUCGGGAGGACGCCGCUCAGGGCAGAGCCAUGAGCUGCUGCGGGACUUCGAGGCUACACUCCUGCAGAUGUUCGGGUUGCGCAGCCGCCCGCAGCCCAGCAAGAGCGCAGUCAUCCCGGAUUACAUGCGGGAUCUUUACAGGCUCCAGUCUGGGGAAGAGGAGGAGGAAGACCAGAUCCACAGCAUUGGCCUGGAGUACCCUGAGCGCCCCGCCAGUCGGGCCAACACCGUAAGGAGCUUCCACCACGAAGAACAUCUGGAGAACAUCCCAGGAUCCCAUGAAAACUCCACUUUUCGUUUCCUCUUUAACCUCAGCAGCAUCCCAGAGAACGAGGUGAUCUCAUCAGCAGAGCUUCGGGUCUUUCGGGAGCAGGUGGACCAGGGCCCUGACUGGGCGCAGGGUUUCCACCGUAUAAACAUUUAUGAGGUGAUGAAGCCCCCUGCAGAAGUGGCACCUGGGCACCUCAUCACACGACUACUGGACACAAGACUGGUUCACCACAAUGUGACACAAUGGGAAACUUUUGAUGUGAGUCCUGCGGUCCUUCGCUGGACCCAAGAAAAACAACCCAACUAUGGGCUGGCCAUUGAGGUGGUUCACCUCCACCAGAGACGGACCCAACAGGGCCAGCAUGUCAGGAUUAGCCGAUCGUUACCUCAAGGGAGUGGAGAUUGGGCCCAACUUCGGCCUCUCCUUGUUACUUUUGGCCAUGAUGGCCGGGGACAUGCUUUAACCCUGCGCCGAAGGGCCAAGCGUAGCCCUAAGCACCAUCCACAGCGUGCUCGGAAGAAGAAUAAGAACUGCAGGCGCCACUCACUCUAUGUGGACUUCAGUGAUGUGGGCUGGAAUGACUGGAUUGUGGCCCCACCAGGCUACCAGGCCUUCUACUGCCAUGGGGAUUGCCCCUUUCCACUGGCUGACCACCUCAACUCAACCAAUCAUGCCAUUGUGCAGACCCUGGUCAACUCUGUCAAUUCCAGUAUCCCCAAAGCCUGCUGUGUACCCACUGAACUGAGUGCUAUCUCCAUGCUGUACCUGGAUGAGUAUGACAAGGUGGUACUGAAAAAUUAUCAGGAGAUGGUGGUAGAGGGAUGUGGGUGCCGCUGAGAUGCAGCAGUUUUUGGGGAUGAGCACAUGCAGACACACACACACACACACACACACACACACACACACAUUUCUCAUCCUCCCACCCACACACUACAAAGACUGCUUUCUUAUAGCUGGACUUCUAUCUUUAAAAAAAAGAAAAAGAAAAGAAAAGAAAAAAAACUUAACAUUCACCUUGACCUUAUUUAUGACUUUACGUGCAAAUGUUUUGACCAUAUUGAUCAUAUAUUUUGACAAAAUAUAUUUAUAACUACAUAUUAAAAGAAGAAAAUAAAAUGAGUCAUUAUUUUAAAGGUAAA